AUGGCAGACCUCGAAAGCACAGUCAUAAACACCAGUGUGACCCAGAAAGAUCCCAAGGAAGCUCUGGUCAUUGCUGUGACAACAAGGGCUAUUUUCAACCUGGAAAAGGAGCAUGAGAUCUUUUUGACAAAGGGAAAGGAGGAGUACGUGAAGCAUCAGCAAACGAACGAGAACAACCCUUUGGAGCCAGGGACAGCCUUUGCUUUUAUCCAGGCAGCACAGUUUGUGAACAAGAAGCUUCUUGAAAGAGACCCAGAGGAGAAGGAGCUCUUUGACGUGAUUGUCCUCUCAAAUAACAGUCCAGAGAGUGGUGUCCGGAUCAUCAACAGUGCUAAGCAACAUGGAGUUUCAGCAGCACUCAUCUUCCAGCAGGAGAUACAGGCUCCCAGCACCCAGCUGCGCGUCGUCUUUGAUGGUGAUGCUGUACUCUUUUCAGACGAGACGGAGCGGGUCUUUCGUGAGAAGGGGCUUGAGGGGGCUGUAGAGUAUGAGAAAAAGAUGGAAAGCGUGCCCAUGGGAGAGGGCCCACUGAAAGCAUUUGCUUUGCAUCUUGGCAAGAUGCGCCAAAAAUUUGGCACAGAGGACUCUCCCAUCCGCAUUUACUUGGUAACUGCCCGCAGUGGCCGUGACAUGGGCAUCCGGGCCAUAAAGACACUUCGGGAAUGGGGCCUGGCAAUUGAUGAGGCCUUCUUCAUGGAUGGAGCACCUAAAGGCCCCAUACUCUCCAAGAUUCAGCCCCACAUCUUCUUUGACGAUGGUCUUCACAAUAUCCAGGGUGCCCAGGAUGUUGGCAUUCCCUCUGCCCUGGUUCCUUGUGACUGA
Messenger RNA from Zootoca vivipara (common lizard), 822 nucleotides. NCBI's taxonomy places the organism in Eukaryota, Metazoa, Chordata, Lepidosauria, Squamata, Lacertidae. The record is from RefSeq and is a predicted model, not a curated record.